This is a messenger RNA of Micropterus salmoides (largemouth bass), 1713 nucleotides long. RefSeq lists its product as uncharacterized. The record is from RefSeq and is a predicted model, not a curated record. NCBI's taxonomy places the organism in Eukaryota, Metazoa, Chordata, Actinopteri, Centrarchiformes, Centrarchidae. The coding region runs from base 244 to 849 and encodes 201 amino acids. The transcript is spliced from 6 exons.
ACCUUUCAUCUGUACGUCGAAGGUUACAAGUUUGGUGGACGGUGACCGUGAGCAGAGGAUGGCUUGGGUUAGGGCAGUGUGGCAAGAAAGGAAAAGGCAAGAAGAAGGGACGGUGCCAGACAGCUGGGUAGACAGAAAAAAAUGUUACUGUUCUGGCCAAAUAUUGCAAAUGCAACAUGACAUUUGAAGGAACGCUGCAAACCAUCUGAGGGUUGGAGAAAGUUUCCUCUUCUGAAAGAGAAGAUGAGAUCUGAUGACUUUAAAGAAUGUGACAACUGCGACUUCACAAGUAGUACAGAAGCUGAAGAAGGGGCACUGGAAGCAAAAAGAAGAAGGAAAAAUAAGACAUUUGAAGAUUGUGUGACAGAUGAUAGUGGUCACAGUGAGGUAGAAUUUGAUGAAGAAGACAUCCAAGGAAAUUGUCGACAUCUCAACAGUGAUGUUAGAGCUAGAACUUCCUGCUGCUCCGAGGAAGCUGGAACAUGUUCAAGAGCGAGAGUCUCCAGUAAGGUCCGAAUAUGCAAGCUCGCCAUCAUCAUCUACGUCAUCCAGGCGAUCAAGCUCUGGCUCUACAGUCAUUCCGCUCAUUCGGGGAAAGCAGAUCUCAAGAGCAAAAAAGGGUUUUUCAGCAAAUUCAGGAGCCCACAUCAGAAACGCAGACCAGACCACCAUCUCAUAGAAGCCUGUCGCACCAAGAAGAACAAUGUAGAAGAUCAAUAUCCCCUGUUAGGCAAUCUACUCAAGGGACCAGCUCCAGACAACAGACUCCAUCAACACAGGGAAAACGCUGCCCAUACCCAAUGCCAGAAGAAAGUAAGUAUAUAUUAUAUUAAAAAAUACAUAGUAUAAAUACAUAUAUAAAAGUAACAGCAGAACAGAACCAAAGGCUUUCUGUUAUCUGGCUUCACUAACCCUUACACCAGUAAUCAUGAUAAGUGGUCACACAAAGGUGGUGGUCAACUCUGUAGUCAAGCCAGGUUUGUCUAAUGUAGCAAUGAGCACAUGCACAUUAAAGAUGAGGUGUUUGCUUAUUUGACCAAUCUCAAACAAGUCUGCUGGCAGCAGAGCGGCUUAUUUUACUAAUGAAGAGCAAACUAUAAUAUCACAGAAAUAUGAAGAAUUUAAACACAUAAUCCAGGCAACACAGUUGCAGCUGCUAAAUACAGGAAGGACAGUUGGCAAAAAAACACAGACUGUGUGGUAAAUGGCUUGCAUUUAUAGAACACUUUUAUCCAAAACACUGUCCAAAGACAUGCAGGCUAGGUUAAUUGCUGACUCUAAAAUUGACCCUAGUUGUGAAUGUGAAUGGUUGUCACGUCAGCUGGGAUUGGCUCAAGCCGUGUAGCACAAGUUACCAUGAUGACAUACCCCUGUAAGAAAUGAACCUCCUUCGUAGGACUGAAAACCCAGGGUUAACCCUUAAGUUAAUCUUGCUAACCCCAAAUCCUGUGUAAUACAGGUCCCAGGUGAAGUAAAUAUUUUAUUUGAAUUGAAAAAAACUACACAUUACUGUAUGGUGUGCAAUAAAAAACAAGUAAAAGGCCAGUAAGAGUAUUUUAUCAAACUGAUGUGUAGAAAGCUAUAUUUUCAGCUAUUUUGCCUGCAGUCUCUUAUCCACUGCUGGUAUGUUUUACACAACCACAGUAACGUAACGUGAUGCAUUCUCAGUUGUUUUGCUACUCUACACAUCGUGAGAACGGUAGGUGACUGGUU